Molecule: messenger RNA, 2202 nt
Organism: Moesziomyces aphidis
Lineage: Eukaryota; Fungi; Basidiomycota; Ustilaginomycetes; Ustilaginales; Ustilaginaceae
Source: the annotation of a GenBank genome assembly
AUGAAGGCCAUCGAUUUUGCAAAUACCCGUCCACGUCAAAAAUGCACUGUGCGCAGCAGCCCGCAGCAGCAGGCGGAAGCGCAGUGCAAAGCUCAGCCAUACAAAGUUGGCUCGCCUCCACCUCCAAGUAACGCACGCGCUCACCACCACAACCCCGCCACUCGCUCCUCCCCUCCGCACAAUCAGCACCACUGCCAGCCACCCCCAGACCACCUCAAAGACGCAGUACCAGCACACAAAGCUCAGCCCGCUCGAAGCCCGCUCGAAGCCCGCUCGGACUUCCACCAGCUUCCCGUUCCGGUUCUGCCAAAGCGAGCACCGGACCGCCUGCAAGACGCAAGAUCACAAGAGCCACGUAUCUCACACUGGACACGUGCUCAGCGCUACGACUCAGCCAAUUGGAUUCGAGCCGCCAUGAAUCCGUUGGAGCUGCCGCUGCCUGUGGUGGUGGAUAACCUGCUGCCGCUGCUGUCGAAUGCGGAUCUCGCCGCACUGCGCUCCGUAUCUAAGCACGCCAAAGCGCUCGUCGAGGAUGAAGUGCUCUGGAAACGAAAGGUGCUUGCCGACUUUACGUUCCCGCAGCAUGCGACGGCACGCAUGGGUGGAUGGUUGAACCUCUACCGCGGACUCAGCAACCCGCACGUCUACGUCUGGGGCCAGCUGAGCCAGGGUCGUUUGGGUCUCGACCUCGAUCAGCUCGAUGGCGAUGUUGCGCGAGACGCAAACAGCAUCCAUGGCGGCAUCCCAUACCCAGUCCGACUCACAGCGAUUGGGUCGGCGAGCACGCAGCGGACACUGGCGGACGAUGCUGGUGCGGUGGUGGAGAUUGUUGCGGGAGGAUGGGCGUUCCACGCUCGCACCUCGACGGGCAGGGUGUGGCACUGGGGCACCAUGGAUGGCGAGACGUUUGCGGGCCCACGCGCGUCGAUGCGCGAUCCUGGAAGCAAAGUGGCCACGCCCCAACUCAUGCAUGGCCUGCCGAACGUGCAGUCGCUUGCGGGAGGCAGAUGCCACGCAGUCGCACUCUCCACCGACCACGAGCUGCUAGAGUGGCGUGCAUGGGGCAGCGUCUGGAAGCUCGAAGAUCUGCCAGCGAGUAUUACCAAUCCAUCCCCCGCCGCACACGCGAUCGAAGGUGGGCAAGCACCGAAAAGCAACAUCAAGCAGCUCGAGGCGGGAUGGUCGUUCUCGGCUGUGCUGACGCAUACAGGCGAGGUUUGGCUGUGGUAUUCUGACUGGACUGCCGACGAGUUUCAGCGCAAGUACUACGACGGACACGAGCGCGAGAGCAUGCUGCAUGCCGAUCCACCCGGCUACGGCGAUCAAAAGGUCUUCCCGCUGCGGGUGGAGCCGGUGUGUUUGCCGCGCAUUCCGGGCGAGGGUGACGCGCAGCAUAUCGUGCAGAUCGCUGCGGGCGAGGACUUUAUCGUCGCACUCAGCGCGUCUGGGACGCUGCAUCGCAUCGACUUGCAUCUGCCGCCGCCAACGGGAAACGAGUGGCAGACUAUACGCCAGGCGUAUGCGCUGCGACGCGAUGAUGACGACCUCGGCGUGGUGGUGCACCGUCUUCGCAUGAAGCGCUUCCUCGAAACUCACGCACGCUGGCAGGCACUUGCAGCAUUCGAACGGCCCGAAUCGCAUCCGGAUUUCGAUCCGACGUGGCUGGCGCGAGGAGUGGCUGGGCGUAUCACGCACAUUUCGGCGCACUUUCGCCGAUUUGUGGUCAUUGUCCCUGUGAUCCACAACGACAGGGAGGUGGAGGACACUCUUGUGCUACUGGGCACGCCGGAUUCGGUGCAGCCAGAGAUGGUGCCAGAGCUGCAGGCGCGCGGGGUGAUCAAAGUGGUCAUGGGCGACUACCACUACGGCGCGCUCACGCAGCAAGGCGAGAUCCUCACCUGGGGUGCAUUCUCCAAGGGUGCUCUGGGGAACUGGCCCGCGCCAUGGCACCUUGGCUCUGGCACGCCGGAUCGCACAGAGGUAGCAGAGGGAGAUCGGGGAUGGUUGGGGAAUCUUGUGCCGAUGCCGAGGAUGUUGCGUGGCUCGCGUGCGCCACGACAAGCAGCGCGAGCAGGCCAGGACGACGUGCACGAUCCCACGCCGAUUGCGAUUCAUCCUCGCGGCGGGGCGAUGCCGUUUGCGUUCGACCUGGCGUUUGCAGGAUGGCAUUCGUCGGCACUCGCUAUGCCUGCGCCACCAUAG